Molecule: messenger RNA, 1744 nt
Organism: Drosophila ficusphila
Lineage: Eukaryota; Metazoa; Arthropoda; Insecta; Diptera; Drosophilidae
Gene: Hibch
Product: 3-hydroxyisobutyryl-CoA hydrolase, mitochondrial
Exons: 3
Coding region: 129-1289 (386 amino acids)
Biological process (GO): L-valine catabolic process
Cellular component (GO): mitochondrion
Molecular function (GO): 3-hydroxyisobutyryl-CoA hydrolase activity
Source: RefSeq, a predicted model, not a curated record
UUCCGGCAGGUGGGCGGUCUGGCAACACCUCGACAAGAACAACCAGCUGGGCGGGUGCUUAAAUUCUAUUGCGCAACAGUGAGAAACCCAAAACAUAAGCCACACACAGAGACAGACAGCCGAUCAAAAUGCAAGCCCCAAUUCAAAGGUUGGUGUACACAUUCGGUCAACGCACCUGCAGCCAACUGCCGCUGAUCGGCGGAGUAGCGAUAUCCAACACAAAACCAACGACAAUGGCAUACUCCGCCCGCCAAUCCUCCUCCUCCGUACUGGCUACGGAGUCCUCCAACAAGGGAAUGAUAAUCCUUAACCGUCCCAAGGCUCUAAACGCUAUAAAUCUGGAAAUGGUACGCAAGAUCUACAAGCAUCUGAAGAAAUGUGAAAAGUCCAAGUCGCUUGUGAUUAUCAAGGGCACGGGCGAGAAGGCCUUCUGUGCCGGCGGCGAUGUGCGCGCCCUCGUCGAGGCGGGCCCGACAGACGAGUCAAAGAGCUUCUUCCGGGAGGAGUACAGCACAAACGCCCUGAUCGGCAACUACAAGAUACCCUACAUCGCCAUCAUAGACGGCAUCACCAUGGGCGGCGGCGUGGGUCUGAGUGUGCACGGAAAGUACAGGGUGGCCACCGACAGGACGAUGUUCGCCAUGCCCGAGACGGCCAUUGGCUUGUUUCCCGACGUGGGCGGCUCUUACUUUCUCCCGCGCCUGCAGGGUAAACUAGGACUAUACCUAGGACUGACAGGAUAUCGCCUGCGCGGAGGCGAUGUCUUCUACUCAGGCAUUGCCACGCACUACUGCGAGAGCAGCAAGAUUCCAGAUCUGGAAACGGCCCUGCUUAACUGUCCAGAUGCGGACGAUGUUCCGGAGUUGCUCCAGAAGUUCCAUUCCAAGCCGGAGGCACCAUUCUCACUGCAGCCUGUUCUGGAGCAGAUCAACAAGAACUUUUCGGCGGACUCGGUGGAGGGCAUUCUGGAGAACCUACAGAACGAUGGCAGCGAGUGGGCCAAGAAGACGCUUGAGACCCUCUGCAAGGUAUCGCCUACCUCGAUGAAGGUCACGUUCCGCCAGCUGGAGCUCGGCUCCCAGCUGUCGUUGGCCCAGUGCCUUAUCAUGGAGUAUCGCCUGGCUGUGCGUCAUCUGGAGCGCAGCGACUUUAAGGAGGGAGUGCGUGCCUUGCUCAUCGACAAAGAUCAGAAGCCCCAGUGGCACCCAACCAAGCUGGCCGAUGUCACCGAGGAGCAUGUGCAAUGGUUCUUCCGCAAACUGCCGGAUACCGAGGAACUCAAGCUGUAAUGUUAAACAGGCCUAGUUUUGUUUUUGUUUGAGCCUGAAAUCCUGUUUGUCUUCCGUUAUGACGCUCAUUUCUAUAUACACACUCCUGAACACCUUUGUAUAUACCUUUGCAAGCUUGUCUUACUUUAUGCAUGGUUUUUUGCCUGCCGUUUUGCAAUAUUCGUUACUUUAUCCAAUUUCGUUCUAUGGCCACAGUUUGACGAGCGCUGUUGCUUAAUUAGCCGUAAUCUCUUCUCUGUUUCAUUCCAACAGCGAUUAACUUCGAGGGAAAGUCCCUGCAAUCGCCAGUAUGUACCAAUAACGAUCGUGAAAUUCAAUGCAUUUAAAUAUAUGAAAUACAUAUAUGCCUAUAUAUAUUAUAUACAAUUCGUAGUCCUAAUACAAUCAAAAAUUGUGCCUAAAGAAUCGUAAGAAUUUGUUUAACGAGAAUAAAGUGAAGUGUAUAUGUUUAAUAA